UUGGCUGGCAAAGCCGCCGUGCUGUCCCCCCCAGCCCCAAACCUUCUCACGCUGAGCACUGCGGCUCUAGCAGCAGCAGCAUCUCUGUGAGGGGCAGCAGCACCUCUCCUUGUCAGGGACCUAUUUUAUUCAUCAGCGGCACUGAAUGGAAACCAAUCAGACAGAGAGCCCCUUUGGCUUCUGCUCGCUGCCUGCCUGACUUAAAAGUGAUGCCGGCAGAGAGGGAGCCCUAGCGAGUGCGUUCGGCGCUGGAGGCGCGGUAACAUGCGGAGGGCAGCGAGCAGGUAGAGAAGCAGCGCGGAACGGACGGGACCGGGCUCACACAGCCAGCCUGGGUUUUUCUUACAAGAGGAAUAUAACAUUUGAAAAAUUUGUUCUGGUGAAUUAUUAGAGGAGAGGAGGCUAACAGUAUCUCUGGAAAUGAUGAGGACUCACUCCUUUCUGACAGUUUUGCUUUGGAGCUCUGUGUUUUAUGUGGUUCAUAUGACGCCAUCCCAAAAAAGGACUAACAAGCACUCACACAGUGAAAGGAUAACAGGAUUGUCAGAGAGUGAUGGAAAAACACUGCACCGCACCAAGCGUGGUUGGAUGUGGAAUCAAUUUUUCUUGCUGGAGGAGUACACAGGUCCAGAUACUCAAUACGUGGGCAAGCUACACACUGACCAAGAUAAAGGAGAUGGAAAUUUAAAAUACAUAUUAACGGGAGAUGGGGCUGGCAGUCUGUUCAUUAUAGAUGAAAAUACAGGAGAUAUUCAUGCUGCAAAGAAAUUGGACAGAGAAGAAAAGUCCCUGUAUGUGCUACGUGCCAAGGCUAUAGACAGAAAAACUGGAAGACAAGUGGAGCCAGAGUCUGAAUUUAUCAUUAAAAUCCACGAUAUCAAUGACAAUGAACCAAAAUUCACCAAGGACAUGUACACGGCCAGUAUUCCGGAGAUGUCUAGAGUUGGUACAUCUGUUAUUCAGGUGACAGCCACAGAUGCUGAUGAUGCCAACUAUGGGAACAGUGCCAAAGUGGUGUACAGCAUCCUCCAGGGACAGCCAUAUUUCUCAGUGGAUCCAGAAACAGGCAUAAUCAAGACUGCUUUACCAGACAUGAGCAGAGAAAACAGGGAGCAGUACCAAGUGGUCAUCCAGGCUAAAGACAUGGGAGGACAGAUGGGAGGCCUAUCAGGGACCACCACCGUGAACAUCACGUUGACUGAUGUCAAUGACAAUCCGCCUCGCUUCCCCCAGAGCUCCUACCAGUUCAGCUCUCCUGAAUCUGCUCCCCCUGGGACUCCGCUUGGCAGAAUUAAAGCCAAUGACCCCGAUGUGGGAGAAAAUGCAGAGAUUGAAUAUAGCAUCUCCAAUGGGGAUGGAUCAGACAUGUUUGAUAUCAUCACUGACAAGGACACACAGGAAGGGAUUAUAACUGUCAAAAAGCAUCUGGAUUUUGAAAACAAGGUGUUAUAUACCCUAAGAGUAGAAGCAACCAACGCUCAUCCUGAUCCUCGUUUUCUUCAGCUGGGGCCAUUCAAAGACACAGCUUUAGUCAAAAUUUCUGUUGAAGACAUUGAUGAACCUCCAGUGUUCAGCAGACCCUGGUAUUUAAUAGAGGUUGAUGAAGAUGCCAAGGAAGGAAGCAUUAUUGGGCAGGUUGUUGCCCAAGAUCCAGAUGUAGCAAAGAAUGCAAUAAAAUACUCUGUAGAUCGACACACUGACCUUGACAGAAUAUUCAACAUCUAUUCAGGAAAUGGAUCCUUAUUCCUCUCAAAGCCACUUGACCGAGAAGAAACUCCCUGGCACAACAUCACUGUCAUAGCAACUGAAAUCAAUAAUCCUAAACAAAGUAGCCAGAUACCUGUCUUCAUACGGAUUUUAGACAUAAAUGAUCAUGCACCAGAGUUUGCCAACUACUAUGAAACAUUUGUUUGUGAAAAUGCAAAAGCAGGACAGCUCAUACAGACUGUGAGUGCAAUUGACAAAGAUCAGCCUCCUCGAGGACACAAAUUUUUCUUUGAGUUGGUGCCAGAAUUUGCUGUUCAUCCAAACUUCUCUGUCAUAGACAACAAAGAUAACACUGCAGGAAUUAUGACUAGAAGAAACGGAUACAGCCGUAGUAAGACGAGUACCUACCUUCUGCCGAUCGUGAUAUUUGACAACGACUACCCGAUCCAGAGCAGCACGGGCACGCUGACCAUCCGGGUGUGCGCCGAGGCCUUGCUCCUCCCUGCCGGCCUCAGCACCGGGGCACUGGUGGCCAUUCUCCUCUGCAUCAUUAUCCUGCUAGUAUUAGUUGUUUUGUUUACGGCUCUCAAGAGACAGAGGAAGAAGGAACCCUUGAUCAUCUCAAAGGAUGAUGUUCGGGACAAUAUUGUGACCUACAAUGAUGAAGGAGGCGGGGAGGAAGACACACAGGCCUUUGACAUUGGUACACUGAGAAAUCCAGAAGCAAGGGAGGAAAGUAAGAUGAGAAGAGAUGUUAUCCCAGAAACAAUAUUUCAGAUAAGGCGGACUGCACCUCUUUGGGAAAACAUUGAUGUCCAAGAUUUUAUUCAUAGAAGGUUAAAGGAAAAUGACUUAGACCCAGCUGCCCCUCCUUAUGAUUCAUUAGCAACAUAUGCCUACGAAGGAAAUGAUUCCAUAGCAAAUUCACUCAGCUCCCUGGAAUCACUUACCACAGAAGGCAACCAAGACUAUGAUUACCUCAGUGACUGGGGACCUCGAUUUAAAAAACUAGCAGAUAUGUAUGGUGGAGAGGACAGUGAUCGAGACUGAGAAAGUAAUCUGUGACCUGGUCCGUGUUAGUGGAAUUCAUGUCUAUGUUCCUAGAUAAAUAAAGUGGCCUACUCUCUUACUUGGGAAUAAAAACUUUACAAAAAAUAGGUGUUGUCUUAGUAAGGGUUUGCUUAAUCAAUAAGUCAACGUGAAUGAACAUGAACGACUGAGAUUUAAAAACAAACUCACCCUCUCUGCCUAGAAACCUCCAAUGAAAUGGUUUUAUAGGGAAUGAAAAGAAAAUAAAAGGCUUUUUGCGCCUUUAAUAAUGACAUGGAAACUCCAUAUUUUUAAAUUGCUUUGCUUUAUCUUUCCUACUAUGUUGGAUAGUGUGCAUCUGCAUUGUAACUUAAUCUCAAAAAUAUACUUUAAAAAGAUUAAUAUUACUGCCAUAUUUAUUGAGUUAAAGAAUGUCUGUGUGUGGAUUCAUCCUGAUAUUUUUAUAU
Molecule: messenger RNA, 3203 nt
Organism: Cyanistes caeruleus (blue tit)
Lineage: Eukaryota; Metazoa; Chordata; Aves; Passeriformes; Paridae
Gene: CDH9
Product: cadherin 9
Biological process (GO): homophilic cell-cell adhesion; cell-cell junction assembly; synaptic membrane adhesion
Cellular component (GO): plasma membrane; adherens junction; catenin complex
Molecular function (GO): beta-catenin binding; cadherin binding; calcium ion binding
Source: RefSeq, a predicted model, not a curated record